Molecule: messenger RNA, 3373 nt
Organism: Phaeodactylum tricornutum CCAP 1055/1
Lineage: Eukaryota; Bacillariophyta; Bacillariophyceae; Surirellales; Neidiaceae
Gene: Dph1
Product: diatom PHytochrome 1
Exons: 3
Coding region: 54-3086 (1010 amino acids)
Biological process (GO): phosphorelay signal transduction system; detection of visible light; regulation of DNA-templated transcription
Molecular function (GO): protein binding; phosphorelay sensor kinase activity
Source: RefSeq, a predicted model, not a curated record
UUCGCCUUACAGUACAAGUUUGGUAUUUCCCAAAGUAUUCAAGGAACCACGCCAUGAGCGGGGCAAAUUAUAGAGAAGCCGACUUCCCUGGUGUCCGUGCCGCGGGUCGGCACAACAAUUCCAUUACAACCAAAGAGCUGACGGAAUGUGAUCGUGAGCCUGUGCACUUGAUCGCAAACGUACAAGGGGGUACCGGCCAUUUGUUGUUCAUUCACUACCCGUCUGGAAAAAUCUUGGCUCAUGAUCGCGACAUCGAACACAUUCCUUGGAUCCGGUGUCACGAAAACAGAACAGUUACUGCUGGCCGCACUGGGGCGAGAACUACAUCUUCUUUCCAUGGAGAACAGCAGAGUGGUGAGAGUCCUCACGAAGCUAUUGGCAUAUCUGGAGGCUUUUUACUGAACUGGGUUCCGCACGAUUUCUACGAGAAGAUUCUCGAUUUGGUCCUCGGUAUUAUCCAUUCCGAUACGCACAGAAAUUUUUAUUUUUAUUCAUAUGAUGGUUCAGCGUACGCUAUUUCUAUUUCAGCGACGGAAAUGGACUACUCCGUGAUUGGCAUCGAAAUUGAAACAGUUGGUUUGGAUGAUACUGCCUCCCAUUUUUCAUCCUCAUUGUUGCAUUUGGGACGUAUUGUGGAAUUCUACCAGCACGAAGCAAUUGCCAAGACAGCCUGCGACACUGUUUUUCACCUGUUGGGAAAGUAUGACAGGGGCAUGGUGUACCGAUUCCACGAUGAUCUGUCCGGCGAGGUCGUGCACGAGAUUAAAGCAAAUCAUGUGGAAUCCAGCUAUCUUGGCAUGCGAUUUCCUUCCUCUGAUAUUCCUUUGCCAUCGCGACAGCUUUAUAUAAAAAAUGGUGUGCGGUACAUUUACGACGUUGAUACCGAGGAUCUACCGAUUUUAUCCCUGGACAAUGAAAAGAUGGAUCUCAGUCAAAUUCGCAUGCGUGCUGUAGCCAAACCGCAUAUUGUGUACUUAAGAAAUAUGGGGGUGGUGUCGUCGUUGAGCUUGGCGAUUGUUGUCGACAAUGAUCUGUGGGGGUUGCUGGCUUUUCAUGGGUACGGCGCGAGGUACAAGCCUUCGCUCCAUCAGCGAAUUGCUUGUGAAACCAUAAGUGCGAUGGUCUCAGUUCGUAUUGAAUCUCUCAUGAAAAAGGCGCAGAGUGCCCGAAUUAUUAAGUUGGGCCAGUGCACUAUGAGCUUAAAGCAUGACCAGAGCCUGAUUCACAAUCUCUAUGAAUGGGGUGAAGGCAUACUCGAAAUUGUUGAUGGAGAUGUGUUGGUUGCACAUGUACAAGAUCCUAGAGAUGGCGAAGGCGACAGAAUUGUGCUGGGUGAUCCUUUGUUGGUACCGAAGGAUUCUUUUUGGACUAAGAUGAGUUCCUAUCAGAAUCGCGAACUCUGUGUCAUUUCAACACGCAAAGCUCUCACAGAUAUCAAAUUGACACAAGAAGAGUGCCCAGCAAGUGGAAUUGUAUUUUUCCAAGAGGGUCGUACUCAGAUCAUGAUUGGACGAGCAAUGCGAUCCAAAGAUGUCGUAUGGGCGGGUAAUCCUGACGAACCAAAACUAAGGAUUGGAGGAAUUUUGAAUCCGCGCAACUCCUUUACUCAAUUCAUUGAAAAAGCGCGAAAGGAAUCACGAGCCUGGACUGUGCAAGAUAUUAGUGUGAUUUCUGUGCUUCGUGACCGUAUAUGUGAGCAUUCGUACGCAUACAUGAUGGGAUUACUGAGAGGUGAUAUUCAAGAUGCAAACCGGAAAUAUUUGGCGGCAAUUGACCGAGCGCGGGACAAUUACGAAUUCUUUGCGCAUAUGAGCCACGAACUACGGACUCCUUUCCAUGGCGUUAUGGGAUGCUUAAGUAUUCUGCAUGAGUCAAUUGAAGAUAUGCCAGCAGCGGAAGUCAGAGAUGUUGUCGAUACAGCAAUAGCUUCCGGAAACCACAUGAUCAAUCUUCUCAACGAUAUUCUGGACAUCUCGAAGAACAAACACUUGUCUCAUAUAUCGGCGCAGGAUAAGGUUAUUUACCAGACGUUAGCCUUCGAGACAAUUGACUGUAUGAAGUCACUGGCCACUUCUCGAAAGAUCGAGAUGAGAUCGUCAAUCGAGCCGAAAGGCUUGGAAAAAGUGGUGAUUGUGACGGAUCGUACAAAAAUUAUUCAAAUCGUUUCCAACGUUGUGAACAAUGCCAUCAAGUUUACGGGUGAAGGGACUGUCGAUGUUGUAUUUAGGCUCGUUGAUUCGCUGCAAGAGGCAACUAUGAUGUGGGAGCGAGGCGCGGAAGUUCAUGCUGGAUCAGUGUUUUCGAUGAAGGAGAGUGAAAUGCACACAUCGGCUGAAGAAGUAAGACGGAGCACUAUGACGUUUAAUGAGACGCAUGAUCAAAAGUGGAUGACAAUGAGUGUUUCAGACACCGGAUGCGGUAUGGAGCCGUGUGAACUAGUAGAAAUGUUCUCACCAUAUACCCAAUCGAGUCAUGGAUCCAAUCGCAUUUUUCAGGGAACAGGGCUUGGGCUUUUCAUUUGCGUUUCAUUAUGUUACCAGCUCAAUGGUUUUAUUUCUUGUGCAAGCACCCCCGAUAAAGGAACACUUUUUCAUAUGGGAAUCCCAGUCGGAUUGUUAGCUGAAGACACAGUUGAGGGAAAUCAGACACUAACAGAUGAUACGAAGGAAACAGAGAGCGUGAUCCAAAUGUCGGGUCCGAUUUUGAUCGUAGAUGACAAUGUUGUGAACGUCAAAAUUCUAAACCGGGCGCUACUUUUGGAUAUUAGAAGAGCUGGUCUUGCAAUAGAGGUCCUCACAGCAGGGGGUGGGGCUGAAGGUGUCCAGGUCUUUCGAGACAAGCGCCCCAGUCUAUGCAUUAUCGACUAUCACAUGCCCGAUGUCGAUGGCAUUGAAGCGACCUGCACCAUACGGAAAUACGAGCAAGAAAACAAAAUUGAUCCUACCUACAUUUUGAUGUACACUGCUGAUGCCACAGAGCAAGCUAGAGCAUUAAUCUUGAGCUCCGGCGUUAACGAUAUCAUGUCCAAGCCUCCGCCGAAGGGAUUCAUUGCCGGAUUGGUGCAGAGGCUGCGGGUUCCGGAAUAGCAUGGUCGUUCAUUCAUAGAAGAAUCGACUUCUCUUCCAGAUUUCGAAUGCUUGUAGCUUUCGUUUAUUCUUCGGCCGCGCAGCUGCUGCUAUCAAUUCACAAUGUUAAAAUAUAUACCUUCGCUUCCACUACAUGGUAAUUACAAGCGUGGCUGGAGAUAGCUCGUGUGUAUUUCUCAAACACACGGCCAGAAAGUCUUUGCAUCUCGGCACUAGACUUUUCUAUGGAAGAGACAUCCGAAAGAAUCGCCAAAUACGUGAUAAAAUAAAAUUGAAUGCCCACGACA